Messenger RNA from Xenopus tropicalis (tropical clawed frog), 2052 nucleotides. It is a transcript of the gene mpp1, whose product is annotated as MAGUK p55 scaffold protein 1. The record is from RefSeq and is marked provisional. Lineage: Eukaryota; Metazoa; Chordata; Amphibia; Anura; Pipidae. Gene Ontology annotation, molecular function: kinase activity; transferase activity; ATP binding. Bases 111 to 1493 code for a protein of 460 amino acids. The transcript is spliced from 12 exons.
AGCCUAUUCCUUGGGAGAUAAAGGAGAAGAGGCAGAGGGGUUCGAUAGUAUAAACCGGUGCAGGUUUAUACAGUGGAAACACCUAGGAAGGCGGAAUACCUCGUCUCAGGAUGUCAAUGAAGUUUGAGCGCGCAGAGACCCCGUUGUGUGACAGUUCCAGUGUGAGGACUGCCCUGUCAGACCUGUAUCUGGAGACCCUGCUGCAAAACCGGGGCUCAGCCAAGGGCUAUCAAACCAGUGUCGGCUCUCACACAGAGGAGAUUUACACAAAUGGAUCUGCAGCUUCAGGGACAGAGGAAAAGAAGAGAGUACGACUUGUUCAGUUUGAAAGAGAAACCGAAGAACCUAUGGGUAUUACGCUCAAGGUAAAUUCACAGCAGAGCUGUAUAGUUGCUCGCAUCUUACAUGGAGGAUUCAUUCACAGACAAGGUUCACUUCAUGUUGGAGAUGAAAUUCUGGAAAUUAACGGGAAAAGUGUCCGAAAUCAAAGUGUGGAUCAUCUGCAGAGUGUUCUGAAAGAAAGCAAAGGGACCGUUGUUUUAAAAGUGUCACCAUCACAGAGCAAUCGCAAGCCCCCACUCCAGAUGUAUGUCCGAGCUCUGUUUGAUUACAACCCUCUUUCUGAUACACUGAUACCAUGUCGCGAGGCUGGCUUGGCCUUUCAUACUGGAGAUAUCCUUCAGAUCAUAAACAAGGAUGAUUCCAAUUGGUGGCAAGGACGUUUACAGGGUGAGGGGUCAGCUGGGCUGAUUCCCUCUCCAGAACUUCAGGAGUGGCGUGUGGCAAGCUCCAGUACAACAAAUCAGAAUCCACAGAGUUGUAGUCCUUUUAGCAAGAAGAAGAAAUGUAAAGACAAAUACCUGGCAAAGCACAGUUCUAUAUUUGACCAGCUUGAUGUAGUGUCCUAUGAGGAAGUAGUAUCUCUACCAGCUUUUACAAGAAAGACCCUUGUGCUGAUCGGCGUAAGUGGGGUUGGACGCAGCCACAUAAAAAAUACUUUAUUAGCCAAAUACCCAGAAAGAUUUGUGUAUCCAGCACCACACACCUCCCGUCCCCCUAAACGCGGAGAGGAGGAGAGUGGCUCGUAUCACUUUGUUUCAGCAGAGGAAAUGAGCCGGGCAAUCUCAGAAAAUGAGUUCCUGGAAUAUGGCAGCUUUAGUGGAUAUAUGUUUGGAACAAAGAUCCAGACUGUGAAGGAGGUUCAUAAAGAUGGGAAAGUUGCUAUUUUGGAUAUUGAGCCACAGACUCUGAAGAUGGUUCGUACAGCAGAAUUGGCUCCCUUUAUUGUGUUUAUUUCACCCACAGACAAAGAGGAGUCGGAGGCUCUGCAGAAGCUGCGUGCAGACUCAGAUGUCCUUCGCUCCCGAUAUGCACAGCAUUUUGACCUGACUCUAGUUAAUAAUGGAGUUGAGCAGACAGUGCAGGAUCUGUUGGAAGCUUUUGAUGCAGCCUGUUCUUCCCCUCAGUGGGUUCCUGUUACGUGGGUGUACUAAAAACUUACUAAUAGGUGAAUCCCAAAAAUCAUUGAUCCCAUUCAGCCAUGAAAACUUACCCUUGGCCCCUAAGAAUUACUCAAGUUUACCACAAAAGUCUUUCUUCCUAUAUAAAACACAUAGGAGAACAGGGUAAUCUCUUAUCAACUGCAAUAGAAAACCAGUUGUUUAGAACCGUGCUGUCAAGCUUUUGUGCUGAUUAUAAUUAUGGACAGCCUUGAUCUAGAUUAAGAUAAUCUGAGUCUUACAAUGCAUUUUGAUUCCAGAAUACUUAAACAUUGCCCAAAUUGAACAGAUGACAUCUGGGAACUUUUCCAAACAUACCCACCCAGAGAAGCCAGUGACAUCAUUUAUCCUAAACUGUUAGGACACAGCAUAAGGUUGCCAGAUCAUGUACAAAAUGGGCUAGUAGAGCUGCACUGAUUGAAUUUAAUUUUAAUGCAAUAUGUUUGCAAUCAGCUCAUCUCAUCUGAAUUUAUAGUUUCACAUGAUUUGGUAACAGUAACAUAGAGGUCAUUGUGCAGUGAAGUAUGCCGUGUAAACUCUUAGAAAAAAAAAA